CCCAUGCUCGGAUGGUCGCACACCCUCACUCUGUCAAGUCGUAUAUACAUCAACUGUGUAUGGCCACUUCAACCGGACACUUCAUCCUGACGUGAUCCCACGCAUACUUAACUACUACCUCCCGUAAAUUUCGCCCUGCUUCACCUUUGAUCCCGCCCAGACCCUCCGGACCCUCUCUUCUCGCAAUCAUCCACUGUUCUCCUCUCCCUACUGGACCAUCUUUCUUUACAAGUCCACCCCUGUCGUCUCAUCAAUAACCCCCACACCUUUGUUGAAGAGAUAGCUGCGUUGAUAUCUAUCGAGACGAGGACAUCGACCAUUUCUUUUACCCACCCACGGGUUUGUGGCCUGGGAUUGCCUUCCACGCCUCCAAUUCCCAAAGAGGGCACUGCUGGCAAGCCCUUUGGGCCGCGCCCUUUUCAAAUCUCGACUGGGUUCAACACCAGUCGAAUAAGGGUGUAGGGCCACUCAAGCCAUCGACAAGUAUCCAGGUCGACAUGGGGCUCCUCGAGGCGGCCCUGGAGCAUGUCUCCGCCAAGGGGAUCGUGGUGUGGCUCGUUGGGUCCUUCAUAGCCUACCUGACUGUGAGCAGGGUCAUCGAGGAGAUCAAGAUCAGGAGGCUCGGGUCUCAUGGCCCACCGAUGCAUUCCAAUCUGCCGUUCGGCAUCGACAUGAUAUACAGAACUGUAAAGGCGGCCAUGGCGCACAAGAACGUCGAAAUCUGGAUGUCGCACUUUAACCGGACAGGAGGGUGGACGGUCGAGGGCCGCAUGCUGACGCGGCGCAUCGUACUGACGGCGGACCCGGAGAACAUCAAGGCGCUGCUAGCAACGCAGUUCUCAGACUACGGCAAGGGCGAGCCCUUCCACCGAGAGUGGGAGCCCUUCCUGGGAGACAGCAUCUUCGCCACCGACGGCGACAAGUGGCACGCCAGCCGCCAGCUGCUGCGCCCGCAGUUCAUCAAGGACCGCGUCAGCGACCUGCACUGCUUCGAGACCCACAUGCAGACCUUCUUCCGCUGCGUCGCCAACGGCGGCGCCCUCAACGGCGAGGACCAGCCUGUCGACAUGAGCGCCGCCAACGGCCGUCGCCUGGACAUCAGCGACCUGUUCUUCCGCUACUCGCUGGAUGUGGCCACCGACUUUCUGCUGGGCAAGGAAGCCAAGUCCAUGACGACACACCGGACCGAGUUCGCCGACGCCUUCAACGAGGUGCAGCGCGCGCAAAACAUCAUCUCUCGCUCGGGCCCACUUCAGGGCCUGGUGCCGCGCAAGUCGUAUAACGCCGGGCUCAAGGUGGUGGAUAACUACAUCAAAAUCUACAUCGAGCGCGCGCUCCGGCUGUCGCCCGAGGAGCUGGCCACCAAGACCAAGUCAGACCAGGGCUACACGUUCCUGCACGAGCUGGCGUCGUUCACGCGCGACCCCAAGGUGAUACGCGAUCAGGUCAUGGCGGUGCUGCUGGCAGGCCGCGACACGACGGCGGCGACGCUGUCGUGGACCCUGUACGAGCUCGGCCGGCACCCCGAAUGCGUGGCGCGGCUGCGGGCCGAAAUCGAGCAGGUGGUCGGCUUCGACCGCACACCGACCUACGCCGACCUCAAGAGCAUGAAGUACCUCCAGAACGUUAUGAACGAGACGCUGCGCAUCUACCCGGCCGUGCCCUUCAACGUCCGCCUCGCGCUGACCGACACGACGCUCCCGCGCGGCGGCGGGCCCGACGGCUCGCAGCCGCUGCCAGUGCUCAAGGACACCCCGAUCGGCUACUCGACGCUGCUGAUGCACCGCCGCGCCGACCUGUACCCGCCCACGUCGGCCGCCUUUGCCGACCCGGCCGUCUUCAGCCCGGAGCGCUGGUCCGGCUGGCAGCCGCGGCCGUGGCAGUACAUCCCCUUCAACGGCGGGCCCCGCAUCUGCAUCGGCCAGCAGUUCGCGCUGACCGAGAUGGGCUACGUGCUCGUGCGCAUGUUCCAGCGCUACGCCCGCGUGGUCAGCCACAUGGCCGAGGUGGACGGCGGCACCCCAAGGCUCAAGGCCGAGAUCGUGCUACAGCCGCACGACGGCGUCACCGUCGCCUUUUGGGAGGACGGGGCGGAGAAGGCGUGAGGUGAAGGGAGGGGAACGGACAACGUGUGAUGUCCGUUUGGUCUGUCUGUCUGUCUGUCUGUUUGACAGUAUCAGCUAGCUUCGCUAGACUUCUGCACUGGAAUCCGCACGAGCUCUGCAUUGACAGAAACGCACCGGGUUGUUGUUGCAUGAACCUGGAUUGCAUGCGUGAACCCAUGAGCCAUGUCAUCAUCUGCGUGCUUGGUAGUUCCUGUAGGUAUGGCCGUGCGGCUGCCUCGUACGGGUUUCAUGCGGAACCAGCGGUGCGUGGUAGAAACAAAAAAUCAAAGGCUGUAUUGGACGCCAUGCAAGCGAUCGUGGCGGCAGGUCUCUAUCUAGAUCUAUAAAAGCAGGUAGGUAACGCUCAUCCUCGGCGCCUCUCGUCUGUUCCAUGCGUCACGCCGCAGCAACGCGUAAUGACGACAAGGAAC
This is a messenger RNA of Gaeumannomyces tritici R3-111a-1, 2536 nucleotides long. Its product is annotated as cytochrome P450 52A5. The coding region runs from base 498 to 2105 and encodes 535 amino acids. The record is from RefSeq and is a predicted model, not a curated record. Gene Ontology annotation, molecular function: iron ion binding; oxidoreductase activity, acting on paired donors, with incorporation or reduction of molecular oxygen; heme binding. The transcript has 3 exons. Lineage: Eukaryota; Fungi; Ascomycota; Sordariomycetes; Magnaporthales; Magnaporthaceae.